Molecule: messenger RNA, 3016 nt
Organism: Jatropha curcas
Lineage: Eukaryota; Viridiplantae; Streptophyta; Magnoliopsida; Malpighiales; Euphorbiaceae
Product: receptor-like serine/threonine-protein kinase SD1-6
Biological process (GO): recognition of pollen; protein phosphorylation
Cellular component (GO): plasma membrane
Molecular function (GO): protein serine/threonine kinase activity; ATP binding
Source: RefSeq, a predicted model, not a curated record
AUUUUAACCUGUGCAGACCGGUUCUUUUAUAAUUAUUUAUUGGUGAAUCACUUACCUAGCGAUAUUCAUGUUAAUGGAAAAUACUGAAAUAAUUAUUAUUUUUAUUUUUAUUUUCUUAGUGCGAAUCAAAUCAUAAUUCAUAGUUGCCUCUACAGAAGCUUGACUUUACUGGAAAAAAAGUCGGCCGAAGACCACGAUAUACAAACAAUUGUGAUGCGAAGGAAUGUUUUAAGAAAAAAAAUUUUCCUUUCUUGGAAAUUAGGAUGGAGUGAUGUAUAUUGUACCCAUUGAAGAACAUGGCUGCUGCAGAAAAGUUUAUGUGGUGUUUGCUUCUAAUCCUCCAAUUCAGAUCAUGCACUUGUCUUGAUAAAAUUACAACAAACCAGACCUUCAAAGAAGGAAACCUUCUCGUCUCAGAGGGUAAUUACUUUGCAUUUGGGUUUUUCAGCCCUGGUAAAUCUACCAAUAGAUAUCUUGGGAUUUGGUUUCAUAAAGAUCCAGGAAAAUCUGUGGUAUGGGUAGCAAACAGGAACUAUCCUAUCAUUGGCUCCUCAGGUGCUCUCUCAAUCAGCCAACAUGGGAACCUUGUUCUUCAUAGCGAUCCUCACCAAAUGGUUCUAAUAUGGUCUACAAAUGUGACCGGGGCAGGUUCAGAUGUUUCUGUGCUUCAACUUCUGGAUACGGGAAAUUUGGUAUUGCUCCAAGGUACAAGUAAGAGAAUUGUGUGGCAGAGCUUUGAUUAUCCCACCAAUACCCUGCUAGCAGGGAUGAGAAUUGGGUUUAGUCGGAAAGCAGGACUGCAGUGGAAUCUAACUUCAUGGAGGUCAGAAAAUGACCCAGGUACCGGAGAUUAUACGAUAGAGUUAGACACAAGAGGCUCACCACAGUUUGUUGUGUACAAGGGCUCAAGACUCUAUUGGCGAGGCACCCCAUGGCCAUGGAGAAAAUUCUCAGAUAUAUACAAUUAUACUCUUGUUACUAAUGAAGAUGAAACGUACUAUUUCUACUCUAUGUUUGAUGAUUCUUUUUUCUUGAGAUCAAUGAUUUGGGAUUCAGGACUUAUAAAGGUGCUAAGGUUGCAUAAGAGCGAAGACCAGUGGAAGGAGAUGUGGUCUGCACCUGAAUAUCGGUGCGAUUUGUAUGGAAAAUGCGGUGCUUCGAGUAAGUGUGCUCCUAGUAAUCCUGAUAAAUUUGAGUGUUCUUGUUUACCUGGGUAUGCACCCAAGUAUCCAAGGGACUGGCAACUGAGAGAUGCAUCAGGAGGGUGCGUCAGGAAGCGAGAAGAUCCUUCUUUACUCUGUGGACAUGGAGAAGGAUUUGUUAAAGUGGAAAAUGUCAAGCUUCCUGAUACAUCAAUUGCAGUUUGGGUAGACUUGAAAACGAGUCACAUGGGCUGUGAACAGGAAUGCAAGAAGAAUUGCUCAUGCUCUGCAUAUGCAAGUAUAGAUGUUGCUGGGAAAGGAAGUGGUUGUUUGGCUUGGUAUGGACAAUUAUGGGACACAGUAGAUCACGUAUAUGAACCAUACGAUCUAUAUGUUCGUGUUGAUGCAGUUGAAUUAGCUGAGAAUGCAAGAACAUCAACUGCUUUUCAUAGAAAGGAGCUAAAAAUUCUUAUAUUGUCCAUUGCUUCAGCAUGGUUUACUCUUUUCUUAUUUGCUUAUUUGUGGCUGAGGAGAAGUAGAAAAGGAAUGAAGAACAAAUCAGAAAACAGAGUAUUAGAUCCUGUCAGUGGUUCAAUCAACUACAACAAUACUUUAAUGGCAUGGGGGAAUAAUCAUCCCCCAGACAUAACAUCUUUUGGUCUUGGCAUGAUUGUCGCUGCCACUAACAACUUCUCUCCAUCCAACAAACUUGGCCAGGGUGGUUUUGGGGCAGUGUACAAGGUGGAGCUCCAUAUAUGCCAACAAUCUUGGCAUGAUUGUCGCUGCAUGUGUUUCUACGUGCUUGAUUUGGGUCAGCUAUUUAAUGGACAAGAGGUUGCAGUAAAACGAUUAUCUAGAAAUUCAGUGCAAGGAAUAGAGGAAUUUAAAAAUGAAGUCAUGUUGAUUGCAAAGCUUCAACAUAGGAAUCUUGUGAAACUUCUGGGAUGCUGCAUUGAGGGAGGAGAACAAAUGUUAAUUUAUGAAUAUUUGCCAAAUAAAAGUUUGGACUCAUUUCUUUUUGAUCAAACAAGGAGGCCAGAGCUAGAUUGGAGGAAACGCUUCAAUAUUAUAACUGGGGUAGCUCGAGGAAUCUUAUAUCUCCAUCAAGAUUCAAGAUUGAGAGUUAUCCAUAGAGAUUUAAAGAGCAGCAAUAUACUAUUAGAUGCAGAGAUGAAUGCAAAAAUUUCAGAUUUUGGCAUGGCUAGAAUAUUCAAAACUGAUCAAAUUCAAGAGAAGACAAAUAGAGUGGUCGGGACCUAUGGCUAUAUGUCGCCAGAGUAUGCAGUGUUUGGAAAGUUUUCAGUAAAAUCUGAUGUGUUUAGUUUUGGGGUCAUACUGUUGGAAAUUAUAAGUGGCAAGAAAAGCAAUGACUUCGAACAAAAGGAAUUUUUCUUUUGCUUGAUAGGACAUGUGUGGAAGUUAUGGAGAGAAGAUAAAGUAUUGGAGAUAGUUGAUCCAACACUUGAGGGAUCAUAUCCUCCUCAUGAAGUCUUGAGAUGCAUUCAAAUUGGAUUGUUAUGUGUUCAAGAAAAUGCUAUGGACAGGCCAACAAUGUUGGAAGUUGCUCUAAUGUUGGGCAGUGAAACAACUCUUCCUAUGCCAAAACAACCAGCUUACGUUUUUAGAGCAUCUAGCAGCAACGCUAACUCAUUUGAAGUAGGGGAGGAAAGAUCAAGUUCUGUAAAUGAGGUUACAAUCACUACUUUUGUAGCUCGCUGAGGAUUUUGAGACUUUCCAUGUAAAUUUUAAUGAAGAGUUCAGUUGUUCUACAAUAAUUUACAGACAUUUCCAGUCGUAGCUAGCAAACGACUGAACAUGAAUUUCAAUACCCUGUCGUAUAGCAGAAGAUAAUGUAUUGGAGAUAGUUGAUCCAA